This is a messenger RNA of Aedes albopictus (Asian tiger mosquito), 6500 nucleotides long. Its product is annotated as mucin-2. The record is from RefSeq and is a predicted model, not a curated record. Bases 1046 to 6130 code for a protein of 1694 amino acids. The transcript is spliced from 9 exons. Lineage: Eukaryota; Metazoa; Arthropoda; Insecta; Diptera; Culicidae.
AGCGCACGACUCCAGCACGCGAAAGGAAUGGGGGCCUCCAAGAAACUCCACUUCCUCAGUUCAGAAGUUUCACUCGGACCGUUGAGAUCGGCGAACGGGUUUACUGCGAGCGAGCGCGCGCGCAACAUUUCGAACGGUUUUCGGUGUCGCUCUCUGACUUUGGACCCUGAGUUGUUGUUGGCGGCGGAGUGGUACCGUAGGGAGAGACUUCAACGAGCGAACGAAGCAGCGACGAACCCUUUAAGGUUGACUUUUUUUUUCUGUUUGAUACCGCGGAUCCAGAGGAGCCCAGGGGGUGUUGUACAAUAAUUGUUUGGGCUAUUGUGCGAGUGUAAGAUCUAUCCGGCGAGGUUGGAAUUUCGUCUAAAAAGAGGCUAUCAGCUGUUGUCGAGAGCUGGACAGGAGGGAUUGUUGGGAUUUGUAGUGCCAUCCGAGAAGGAGGAAGUUUUGUGUCGAAGGAAAACUUGUGGCAACUUUUGUGCAAUCUACCUAGUUACUUGUAACUGCACUGCAUGUUUGCGAACGUGUCGCUCUGGUGUGACUUGGAUAUGACAGUGUCGUGAGCUUGGAGCGAGCCCGGAGUCGCUGAAAGGAGGCAGAAAAUUGUAAAACUGGGCGAGCUGCAGCAGCACCACAGCUCGGCGGCUGCAUUCAGAAAAAGGUGGUGAAAUCGAUAUUGUGCAAUUGAUUCGAGUGCGGUUGGCAAAACGCGAUAGAAAAUGUGAAAAUUGCAAUCCAAUUGACGAGUGUUUUUCCUCUAUUAUUUUCGUUCCAUCUUCUGUUAUCCCACAAAGCCUUCGCCCGAAAGAGCUGUACGAUGCCAAAAUCGAGCCUUUAAUUGCGUGUACAGAUUGCAUCAGAGGAAGCGCAAAUUAGUUAAAAGUUAUUAUCCAAGCACAAGUGCACGAAAGAAACCAGAAGAAGCCAAACAUUAGUGUAUGCAGACAACAGCAGACAGCAGCAGCAACAACUGCAGUUGCAGGUUUCCUUUGACGCGUGUGUGGUGAGGCAAAAGCAGCAAAACAAAAAAAAACUUCCAGCCAAGAUGGGGCACCGUGAAUGCAAAUCGGGUGCAUACAUAUUCAUACUGUUGCUGAAUGUUGGAUUACUGAUGCAGCAAUCGUCAGCGCAGCAAAACAACUUCUACUUCGCCCAGUCGCAGGGCCGCUUCGUGCCCACGUUCGACAACCCCCGGAAUGGGUUUUUUCCCUCGACGAUAAACCGAAACCAACCGCCGGACUCGUACCAGGAGCAGACCCUCUUCGUGGACAGCAGUAGUGCCAACAGCCGCCGGUUGGGCAGCCGGACCAGCCUGAGCCAACAGCAGCAGCCACCGCCCCCGCAGCAGGGCCUCGGCUCGGACGGUGAUGCGGUAACGCCAUCGUACUUCCAAUUCACCUACACGACACCAAGAAGUCAGGAUAUUUUCGAGAUAUCCCCCCGGCCGUUCUCGGUGACACCCCAGCCCAACGCAGGCUUCCAGUACUCGCGUGGAUCGCUGCGGAAUGACUUUUUCUCCUCGACGAAUGGCCUCAGCGCCAAUAGGAACUUUGGCACCGGAAGUGCUAGUGGUAGCAGUAGCAGUAGCAGCAGCAGCACGAGUGGGAGUAAUUUGGGAUCCAGUUCCGGUAUCAGCAGCAGCGGAAGUAGCUAUUCGUACAGGCAGUCGCACCGGAAGAGUCCUUUCAGCAAUAGCGCCGUGGGGACCAGUUUGACCAGUAACGAGCCGGUGUCGACCGAAGCGCCUCAGCGCCCACUAGCAACGGAAACGGGAGGACGCGAACGGCUCUCAUCCUUUUCCUCAAACCGGAUAUCGCGACCCUUCGGCAGCAACUCAGACGACUCGUCCCCACCAACACGCGGCUUCCUAGGUUCAACAGCGGCACAACAAAGGCAACAGCAGCAGCAAAGCUCAUCGUCGUCGUCGUCCUCAUCAUCACAAACGUCUGCAGCGGCGGCUGCAUCGCGAAUUCCACCGUCAGCCGCGCGGAACGGUUUCAGAUCCAAAUCGGAAGAGUUGGGUGGAAGCGGCAGCAGCAGCAGCAGGUACCAUCAGAAUGAAACCAAUGGCGGUGGCAAAGACAGUGGCAGCAGUAGCAGCACCAGCAGCAGUCGGUACACCAAGCCCACAUUGAAACCGAGCCGAUUCCGAUCGACAACGACGAACGAUCCGGUCACUGCCAAGAGUACGACCGUUGAGAGCGUGGUGCUGAGGAAUCGAUUCGCUGGACGGACCCCUGCUCCCAAUGCUCACCGACCGGCCUUCGACUCGAAGCGUGUUAUCGGUCUGAACAGUGCGGCUGCUACGGCUCCCCGUGGAGGACCGAUCGUAAAUUCGGCAAAGCCAAAGCCCACCACCACUACGACGACAACCACUCCGAAAUCAUCCACCCAGUCACGGUUUAUCCAUCUCCCAGCCCGACCGGUGAUUCCCACCAUCAACAUCACCCACAAUGGAUCGGCGAAAUCGGCCGAAGUGAUCUACGACUACGAGGACUACGCCGAAGACGACAAGGAUACGAACGAGUUUGUGGACGACCAGCAGGAAAUCAAGGACUUCAAGCCGACGCAGUCUCAAAAGGGAAAUUUGCGGAAGGGAAGCGACGAUCUGGAUGUUGCAGUGAGCAGUACGAGUAGUGCCCCUACGAGCACCACGGCCAAGGCCAGCGAGAAUGAAGAUCGGGGAGGCAACAAUAUCAACGAGAACGAGUACUAUGACGUGGUAAAGGAAAACGAUAGUCAGACCAGCAAUGCCGAACAGAUCGAAGAUCAUACCGUGAUUCUGACCGAUAAUUUCUUCCUGCCAAACUCCGGAUCGGAAGAGUUGGAGGAUGCUGAAUACGAGGAGGAGGAAAUCACUGAGGCACCUAAGAAGGAAGUUUCAUCAGUCGCUCCGACACAACAGGAUAAGAAGGAAGUGGAUUCAGCUUAUGACGAAGAGUACCUGUACGAUGACGAUGAACCAGCUUUUACUACAACGGUGAAACCGGAGGUCAAGCCUGUCCCAUCGCCAGCAGCUCCUGCAGAAGUGGAACAGCAGAAGGAAGAAGAUGUGGAUACACUGCUUUUCUCGGAAGAAGACGACAAGGACGAGCCACCAGCUGCGUCCGUAUCGCAUGACGACGUCGAAGCAGAAACAACGCGCGUCAUCCCACUGGAAACUACUUCGACGACCACAACUACGCCUGCUACAAGCACGGAGUCGUCGACGGCCGAGCCAAGCUCAACCACUGAACGAACGGUCAGCAGUUCUGUGGAAAACGAAACGUCUUCCAAUGUUACGACGGAAAGUUGGGUAGUGGUGGCUUCGGUUCAAACGAGCAGAAGCGUUUCCGGUGCUCGAUUCCUACCGUUCCCUCAGGUUGAACAAGACGAGAAAAAGCAGAGCUUGUCCGAGCUUGAUGCCAAGAACAGCAAUGAAAGUGACGAUUUGGAUAUAACGACUGUAAGCAGUCAGGAGGUGGAGAAGACAACCAUUGCUCCACAGGAAACGGUCAUAUCAGUUACGGACGACUCGGAAACUCCAACUACAGAGAAGACGUUGAAUGCUCAGUCUACUGAAAGCAUAAUCGAUAAACUGGACAGAGUUCAAUCUGAGCUGUCGAGUGGAGUUCUGACCGGCAAAUUCCCUGUUUUAAAGGAAAUGGUUACUGAAGACUCGAAAGUGCCAAACUCAUCUUUGCCACCGGUCAACAUUCGCAAGUUCCAACCGAAUAACAGAGCUUCCACCACGAAGAAGCCUCGACCUGGGUUCACGCCUGCGCAAAAACCAGCCACAGCCACCGAGAGCAUAAUCAAGAGCAUCAACUUUGAAACGAUUGCAGUUGAUGAUAUCUCUGCUCUGCUUCCGCCGGAUUUCAAACAGAAGAAUGCCUACAAGCUGAAGAAGUUUGGUGGCAGUAGCACAACUCCUGAAACACUCGCAGCUGCUAAGGAUGUUUUGAAUGAGGAGCCAUUGAAGCCUGAACUUGGAAACCGCUUCCGCCCGGCGAACAUCAGUCGAUCCUACAAGAGCAACGUCCCAGUUCAGGAGUUGAGUUCACUUCUGCCGAAGGACUAUCGUUUGAACCGCACUGAAGAGGAAGUUAAAACAACCAACAAUUUGAAGGAACUUAUCAGUAAGAUCAAGGUCAACGAGAAGCCCAAUGGUACGCUGGACGUGCUGAAAAAGGUGCAGAAGGUUGAUGUCAGCUCCUUCCUACCUCCAGGUUAUAAACCUCCGGCGGAAUCUGGACCCAGCACCAAGGCCCCGAAACCAGCCAUCAUCGACGAUGAUGUUAGCAAGUUACUUCCUCCAGGAUAUAAAAGUUUCAAGACAACCAAGAAACCAACUACCACCGCAUCGUCCGUUAUCGACGAUGAUAUUAGCAAGUUUUUACCUCCUGGUUACAAAGCUCCUAAGGAAGAAUCGAAAAUAGUAUUCAGCGAUGACAUCAGCAAAUUCCUUCCACCGGGAUACAAAGCUCCCAAAUCAGAGACAUCCACCAAAGCGUCAGUCUCAUUCAAUGAAGACGUCAGCAAGUUCCUUCCACCGGGCUACAAACCUCCCGCCGACGAAAAGGUACACGAACCAGAGGUCAUCGAUCCAACUAGCCUCCUCAGUAAGAUCCAAUUCAAAGACGUGUCGGCAUUGCUUCCUACCGGAUUCAACGAGUCCAAACCGCAGCCUCCGUCGCCUCCGAGCAGCACUGCCGCCGGAAACGCAGCCGGAAGCAGCUACAAGGUAGUCUUCCCCAGUCGACCGGGUACUGUCAUCAAGAAACCUGGCGCAGGUCGCAUCACCACCCCGAAACCCUCGCAUGCCGAAGGCCCCGCCUCACCGGACAUACUGAUCCGCAAGGGACCACCCACUCGUGCCACGACGGAAUUCACAGGAUGGCCAACACCCUCGACGACGCCGCUUUCGAUCGAAAAACUGCUGGAACAACAGAAACAACAGGAACUGCUGGAGAAACUUCUGGCUUCGUCGACGACGACGACAACCACUACCACGACCACCACCACUACGACCACAACGCCAAGACCAACGGAACCAGGCCUAUGCCAUUCGGAGUGUGACCUGGCCGGUACGAUCCGCAUCGUUGACGGAGUCAAAUGGGUACCGGAGCUGCUGGAUCACAACACAGCCGAAUGGAAACAGCUGGCAAAGGACGUCGAGGCUCAACUGAACGAAGUCUACAGCAGCGCGCAGAAUCUGAGCAAGUGGUACAAGAAGGUGCGCAUCGACAGCUUCAGCAAGGGUAGCGUCCUGGUGGACUAUUUCGUGGAACUGGCCGACCUGACCGAGGACGUCAACACGCUGGAGAUCAAGCGGCUGUUCCACGAGGCGCUGACGCCCGCCCCGCUACCGACAACCACUGUCGAGCCUAGCACGGAUCUGGACGAAGAAGACGGUGGAGAUUUGCAAGUGCAGAACAAACGGACCAAGGAGAAUCUACAAUCGGCGGUACCUCGCGUCAAGGAGGUCUUCCUGUUGGGCAGAUUCAAAGUCGAUCCGGUUUCGACUGAUUUCACCGUUAUCCCGAAACAGAUUCUUCCACCGGUUGAUCCCGAGGAGGAAGAUCUACUGUUACCUCAGUGGGCAAUAGCCGGAAUCGUCAUUGGGUUGGCUUCGCUUCUCUUCGUGAUACUUUUCGGCGUCACAGUGUUGAUAAAUCGUCAAAAGGCAGCCAAGAAGAAGGCACCAACGCCACUGACUGCAGAUAUGUUGAACGAGCUGAACAAGAACCACAUGGGAGGAAUCGACAACUAUGGCUCGGAAGAUCUGUACAAUCUGGACGACGCGUGGGACGACCAUGGGCACGAUGUGAAACCAAAGCGCUUCUCCAACUCCAUGCAUGGCAGCAGUGCUUCGAACAUUUACGACAGCUGGCGCUCGCAGCGCCAUCCGCCGCAGCCAAACGAUAGCUACUACUACGACGACUACAACCUCAAGGGUUCGCACUACCCGCCGACCGGUCACCACCAUCAUCACCACCACCGGUUACAGGAUGCGGCCUUCAUGCUGCACGAACCGCCGCCACCGGUGAUGGCCAUGUACCCGCCAUAUCACCAUGCGCCGCCACCGCCAACCAGUCACUACAACACGAACUCGAGGCGGUAUUACCGAGAUUACGAUCCUAACUUCUAGGUUCGCGCCACCGAACGCCGCCACCGCCGCCCCGUUUCCAGUCCUUCUUCAUCCCAGUCAUCUAUACAUUGUUCCAUUAAAAACCAACCGAGAGUCGUCGUCGUUUAGUUAUAAUCUACUUUUUGUUUUUUUCCAACGAAAGGAUCACCCUUCUGAAUCCAUUGCUGAGCUGCUACUUUUGCUCAGAUACUAGUGCUAUGUCGUAGCCUCAUUCCAUUAUCCCUUGAUUCUUUACUUUACUCAGAUUACUUUCGAAUAAGGCCCUUAUAGUAUAGUAGGAUAUUUUCUAAUGUAAAUAAAUUAUUUAUUUUGUAAAAAACAGAAAACCGAAAUUACGAAUGAGAUAAAAAAAAUAUAAAACAAUUAAUUA